CACUGAUUGGGAAAAUUUGACAUUUAGAUUACAGAUGUUGCGUUCAGUCCUUUCGCGUAGCUUAUUCCAAAUUCGAGCUUUAAGCUCGAUACCACAAGGGAUAAGGGACAUCAAACCUCAGUAUACCAAGCUAUUUAUUAACAAUGAAUUUGUGGAUGCUGGCAGUGGCAAAUCGUUCGGCACUUUCAACCCUGUGGAUAAUAGCUUAAUUACGAAGGUAGCGGAAGCGGACAAAACCGACGUUGACAAAGCUGUCAAGGCUGCAACCGAGGCAUUUCGGCUCGGAUCACCAUGGCGUACCAUGGACGCAACGCAACGUGGUAUUCUUUUGAAUAAACUUGCGGAUCUUAUGGAAAGGGACCAUGUUAUUCUUGCAUCAUUAGAAACGCUAGAUAAUGGAAAACCCUACAGUGAUUCGUAUGCUGCUGAUGUAGCCCUAUCGAUAGCAUGCAUCAGGUAUUACGCCGGAUUUGCUGAUAAGGUUCACGGGAAAACGAUUCCGAUUUGUGGCGAUUACUUCACAUACACAAGACACGAACCAGUUGGUAUAUGCGGACAAAUUUUACCUUGGAACUUCCCGCUUCUUAUGCAAGCAUGGAAACUAGGACCCGCCCUCGCAAUGGGAAACGUCGUGGUCAUGAAACCGGCGAAGCAAACACCCCUCUCAGCACUUCAUGUAGCAAGCCUUGUCAAGGAGGCAGGAUUUCCUCCUGGAGUUGUAAAUCUCAUAACCGGAUUUGGACCAAUCGUUGGUAAUGCUAUCACAGAGCAUAUGGGAAUUGACAAAGUUGCUUUUACUGGGUCCACGGAGAUUGGGAAACUUGUAAUGGAAGCAGCAGCACAAAGCAAUGUGAAAAAAGUGACGCUAGAACUCGGUGGCAAAAGCCCGAACAUCAUCUUCGCCGACUGUGACUUGGACUUCGCUGCAAAACAGGCUCACCAUGGUAUAUACUUCAAUCAAGGUCAAACAUGUUGUGCAGGAUCCAGAGUUUUUGUCGAAGGAAAGAUUUACGACGAUUUUGUUGCUAAAUCGAAAGAGCUGGCUGAGAAGCGUGUGCUUGGUGAUCCAUUCGAUCUGAAAACUGAACAAGGUCCUCAGAUAGACGAUGGACAGCUGCAGACAAUCAUCCGCUACGUAGAAUCUGGCAAGAAACAAGGAGCUAAACUCGUCUGUGGUGGAAAAAGGUGGGGCGACAAAGGAUUCUAUUACGAGCCGACUAUCUUCGCAGACGUGAAAGAUGAGAUGGUGAUCGCUCAAGAAGAAAUAUUUGGCCCAGUGAUGAGCGUGAUCAGGUUUGAUACAAUGAAGGAUUUAGUUGACAUUGCAAAUAAUACCAUAUACGGACUUGCCGCUGGAGUCGUGACAAAUGACCUUGACAAAGCACUUUAUGUGGCUAAUAAUAUUCGGGCAGGUUCUGUCUGGGUGAACUGUUGGGACGUGUUUGAUGCGGCAGCGCCUUUUGGAGGCUACAAACAAUCGGGUAUUGGUCGCGAGCUGGGAGAAUAUGGACUCGAAGCGUACACGGAAGUGAAGACGGUGACCAUCAAAGUACCACAAAAGAACUCGUAGAUAACUUCUCAAAUCUAAAACACCGUUGUUACCUGGUUGAAAAAAGACAUUUUCCAAUUUUCUGAAUCGUAGUGUUCCUUACGC
This is a messenger RNA of Cylicocyclus nassatus, 1654 nucleotides long. Lineage: Eukaryota; Metazoa; Nematoda; Chromadorea; Rhabditida; Strongylidae. The record is from the annotation of a GenBank genome assembly.